CGGCGCCUGGCCGCCAUGGGCCGCCGCGCGCGCGACCGCAGGCGGCAGCAGCAGCAGCAGCAGCAGCAGCGGCAGCGGCAGGAGCGAGGCGGUGACAGCGGCGGCGGUGGCGGCGGCGGGGACCAGGCGGGCUGGGCCGGCGGCUACCCCGAGAUCGUGAAGGAGAAUGAGCUGUUCGAGCGGUACUACCGGGAGCUGGGCAUCGUGCCCGACGGAGAGUGGGGAGACUUCAUGGCGGCGCUGAGGGAGCCGCUGCCCGCCACGCUGCGCAUCACCGGCUACCGCAGCCACGCCAGAGAGAUUCUCCACUGCUUAAAGGAAAAGUACUUCAAGGAGCUGGAGGACCUGGAAGUGGAUGGCCAGAAAGUCGAAAUGCCGCAGGCACUGAGCUGGUAUCCAGAAGAGCUAGCCUGGCACACCAACCUGAGCAGAAAAAUCUUGCGCAAGUCACCACAGCUGGAGAAGUUUCAUCAGUUUCUGGUUAGCGAGACAGAAUGUGGAAAUAUCAGUCGACAGGAGGCUGUUAGUAUGAUCCCACCUCUGCUGCUUAAUGUUAACCCUCAUCAUAAGAUUCUAGAUAUGUGUGCUGCACCUGGAUCUAAGACUGCCCAACUGAUUGAAAUGCUACAUGCAGACAUGAAUGAUCCUUUUCCCAAGGGUUUUGUAAUUGCUAAUGAUGUCGACAACAAGCGCUGCUAUUUGCUGGUUCAUCAGGCUAAGAGGUUAAACAGUCCAUGCAUCAUGGUGGUAAAUCAUGAUGCCUCCAGCAUUCCUAAUCUACAAAUAGAUGUUGAUGGAAGAAAAGAGGUCCUCUUCUAUGACAGGAUUUUAUGUGACGUCCCCUGCAGUGGAGAUGGAACUAUGAGGAAAAACAUUGAUGUAUGGAAGAAGUGGACGACACAAAACAGUUUGCAGCUCCAUGGAUUGCAGUUAAGAAUUGCAACCCGUGGUGUUGAACAGCUGGCAGAAGGUGGGAGAAUGGUGUAUUCCACGUGUUCGUUGAACCCCAUUGAAAAUGAAGCUGUGAUUGCAUCUCUGCUGGAAAAGAGCCAAGGUGCCUUAGAACUUGCCGAUGUCUCUUCUGAGUUACCAGGUUUGAAGAGGAUGCCAGGAGUUACAAAAUGGAAGGUAAUGCUGAAAGAUGGACAGUGGCUUGAAGAGUGGAAAGAUGUGCCUUCAAAUAGACAAACACAAAUACGUCCCACUAUGUUUCCUGUAAAAGAUGAAGAGAAGCUGAAAGCAAUGAAUCUAGAGCGUUGUCUUAGGAUAUUGCCACAUCAUCAGAACACAGGAGGUUUCUUUGUGGCUGUGUUAAUAAAAAAAUCACCAAUGCCUUGGAAUAAACGCCAGCCUAAGGCUCAUCAGAAAUUACCACAAAGAACAGGAGAUGCUGAAGUGACAGCAGCCAAUUCAGAUAAUGGUUCUGAACAUAUUACUGAAGAACUAACACCUGAUGAAAAUGAAGAGUCUAAGAAAAAGCAAGAAUUGCAGAAUUCAGACACUGAACAAAGCAAAAAGGAAGGAGUAUGUGGACCACCACCAUCUAAAAAAAUGAAAUUGUUUGGUUUUAAAGAAGACCCUUUUGUGUUUCUCCCUGAAGAUGAUCCAUUGUUCCUUCCUAUCCAGAAGUUUUAUGCAUUGGACCCAUCAUUUCCCAAGAUGAAUUUACUAACCCGAACUCAAGAAGGAAAGAAGAGACAGCUGUACAUGGUUUCUAAGGAGCUAAGGAAUGUGCUUCUGAACAACAGUGAGAAGAUGAAGGUUAUUAACACAGGGAUAAAAGUCUGGUCUCGCAACACUGAUGGGGAACAGUUUGGAUGUGCGUUCAGAUUAGCACAAGAGGGAAUUUAUACUCUGUACCCAUUCAUUCAUGCAAGGAUUAUAAAUGUCUGCAUAGAAGAUGUUAAAAUUCUGCUAACCCAGGAAAAUCCAUUCUUAAGUAAAUUUAGCAGUGAAACACAGAAGAAAGUCAAAGACAUGGCAAUGGGAAGUAUAGUUCUGAAGUACGACCCAGACCCUGCGAAACCUGAUGAUCUUCAGUGCCCUAUACUGCUGUGUGGUUGGCAAGGGAAGACAUCACUCCGUGCCUUUGUGCCCAGGAAUGAGAGACUUCACUACCUGAGGAUGAUGGGAGUUGAAGUGUUUAAAGCAAAGAGGAAAGAUGAGGAAUCGAAAAGUAAAGCAGAGGAAGAACUUCAACAUAGGCUGGCACAAACAGAGGAAGGAAUGGAUGUAGAAGACAAAGAACAUGAUUUAGUCACAAAAAUGGAAGCAGAAAUAGGUGAAGAAUCUUCCCACAGUCCUGUGGAAAACAGUGCUAUGGAAGUAGAAAAUAAAAUCGAGGAUUUAGGUCAAUCUGGUAAAAAUGCCAAUAGUCAUGUAAUUCAGGAAAGCAAAGACACAGAGAGGAGUAAUGUGAAAGAUUAGGUUUCUUUCUCUGUUACUUGGCAGCUUCUGUGAGGCUGACAUCCAGACUUGUGCUUUUAGCAUGGAAGUGUAUUUUAAAAUUUCAUUCGGAAUGGGAUGUUCCUCUUUUAAAGUUCCACCUAUUUUAUUUUUUAAGCGAAUACUGUAUAUAAAGAUAUUUCUUUUCAA
Pezoporus flaviventris is the source of this 2595-nucleotide messenger RNA. It is a transcript of the gene NSUN2, whose product is annotated as NOP2/Sun RNA methyltransferase 2. Gene Ontology annotation, molecular function: tRNA (cytidine-N5)-methyltransferase activity; tRNA binding. Gene Ontology annotation, cellular component: nucleus; cytoplasm. Bases 16 to 2427 code for a protein of 803 amino acids. Gene Ontology annotation, biological process: tRNA methylation. NCBI's taxonomy places the organism in Eukaryota, Metazoa, Chordata, Aves, Psittaciformes, Psittacidae. The transcript is spliced from 19 exons. The record is from RefSeq and is a predicted model, not a curated record.